ACUGCAAUUCUUUUCCUUCCCCUUGGUUUUUCCUUCUUUCCUCGCACAAGCACAUAAACUAAACGAGAGAGUGCCGACACCUGCGGAAGCUCAGAUCAGCCUCCGUCAACACAGCCCAAAGGAGGGAGCAGUCAUAGAGUUGGUUAAUGCCACGCAUUGGAGUUGAGCGAUCCUUUUCAGUAGAGAAUUUCAUCCUCUUCCAAUCAGAGACUUCCGAGUACUCAGGCCGGCGGAAUCUGCUCAAGAAAUAAUGGCAGCAGAAACUACAAGUGGCUGCGAUGGUGUUUCUCAAACCAAUUGUGGACGAAAGUCCUUAAGAGACCUUCGUCAAUCGUUCUGAAAGAGCUCUAAGAGGAAGAACAAGAAGAAGAAGGCGCGCGCAAACGACAUGAGGGGAGAGUUGUCUGCCAUUCUGUUCCUGCUCCUGCUCGCAUUCUCAGUGGCCACUUUCACUUCCUACAAUGGCAGUGGCACAAGCUCCGCUGCCCUCUCCUUCUUUCGUCUCUCCCCUGUGACUAUGUCUGAUUCUGCUCCAGCUCCUACUGAUUCUGCUGCCGCGCCGAUGCCUGCGCCACCCACCCACUCUGCCCCUGCACCGAUGCCUGACUCUGCCCCUGAAAUGCCCAACGCCACACUCGACACCGCCUCAAAUGCUUCAGCGAUCACAGUGGGAAUAUUACCGACUCCAUUAAGGAAGACGAGAGGCAGCGAUGUUGAGAUGAAGAGGUUGGAGAAGCUGGAGGAGGGUCUUGCCAGGUCGAGGGCGGCCAUUAGAAGCGCUGUUCUGGGGAGAAACUGCACUUCUGAUCGGAAGCGCCGGGGCUUCGUGCCGAGGGGUCCCAUCUACCACAACUCUUAUGCAUUUCAUCAGAGCUACAUAGAGAUGGAGAAGAGGCUGAAGAUAUGGAUCUACAGGGAAGGGGAGCCACCCAUUUUCCACGAUGGUUCUAGCAUGGGCCUGUAUUCGAUAGAGGGCCAAUUCAUCCAAGAGAUGGACAAGAAGAGGCUCCGCUUCAUCACCAAUGAUCCAGAGCAGGCCUUGAUCUACUUCCUCCCAUUCAGCGUUGAAAGAAUGGUCAGGUUCUUUUACAAGAAGGGCAGUACUGUGAACGUUGUAAAACUCAUCUCGGUCGUGAUCAGUGAUUAUGUCCAGGUGGUAGCAAACAAAUACCCGUAUUGGAACAUCUCGAACGGUGCAGAUCAUUUCAUGGUUGCCUGUCAUGACUGGGCGCCAAAAGCUACAGUAAAAGAAGAAGCCGUCAGAAGUUUGAUCAGGGUGAUGUGCAAUGCCAACACCUCGGAAGGCUUCAACCCUAAAAAGGAUGCACCGCUCCCGGAAUUCAACUUCUUGUUUCGUCUCCCCACAGUCGUUCGAGUCCCAACUCCACCUUCCUCAAAAAAGAUGUUGGCAUUCUUUGCAGGAGGCAACCAUGGUUCUGUCAGAAACUUCCUCUUCCAACAGUGGGAGGGCAAGGACUCCCAAAUUCAGAUAUUUCAACACUUGCCAAGACGAAAAGGUUAUACUCAACACAUGAUGAACGCCAAGUACUGCCUCUGCCCAAGUGGGUAUGAAGUUGCCAGUCCCAGGCUCACUGAAUCUAUACUGGCUGGUUGCGUGCCAGUGCCGAUUUCCGACGGCUAUGUGCUCCCCUUCAGUGAUGUUCUAGAUUGGUCUCAGUUUUCGGUUUCAAUUCCAGUUCGAAAGAUACCCAAACUUAAAGAAAUUCUGAUUAACAUUCCUGAACAUUCAUACUUGAAGUUGCAAGCAAAUGUUAUGAAGGUCCAGCAGCACUUUGUGAUUAAUGACCCUCCCAAGAGGUUUGAUGUUGUGCAUAUGUUGUUUCAUUCCAUAUGGCUCAGAAGACUUAAUGUGAGGUUAUUUGAUUUGUAGUCA
This is a messenger RNA of Nymphaea colorata (pocket water lily), 1894 nucleotides long. RefSeq names its product probable glycosyltransferase At5g20260. Gene Ontology annotation, molecular function: glycosyltransferase activity. The record is from RefSeq and is a predicted model, not a curated record. Bases 389 to 1891 code for a protein of 500 amino acids. The transcript has 4 exons. NCBI's taxonomy places the organism in Eukaryota, Viridiplantae, Streptophyta, Magnoliopsida, Nymphaeales, Nymphaeaceae.